Messenger RNA from Saccharomyces eubayanus, 2244 nucleotides. RefSeq names its product bifunctional glycerol-3-phosphate/glycerone-phosphate O-acyltransferase SCT1 (gene SCT1). Gene Ontology annotation, biological process: phospholipid biosynthetic process. Lineage: Eukaryota; Fungi; Ascomycota; Saccharomycetes; Saccharomycetales; Saccharomycetaceae. Gene Ontology annotation, molecular function: glycerol-3-phosphate O-acyltransferase activity; glycerone-phosphate O-acyltransferase activity. Gene Ontology annotation, cellular component: endoplasmic reticulum membrane. Bases 1 to 2244 code for a protein of 747 amino acids. The transcript has a single exon. The record is from RefSeq and is a predicted model, not a curated record.
AUGCCUGCACCAAAACUCACGGAGAAGCCAGUCUCUUCCAAGCAAGUACAGGAGACCAUGAGUGCCAGUGCCAGUGCCAGUGCCAGCACGGCCAAAGGCGCCAAGACGGAUGAACAGGAAUAUGUGUACAAGGAGCCUAGUGCGAUUAAAAAAGUGCUUUACUCCGUUGCGACGUGGCUGCUCUACAACAUCUUCCACUGUUUCUUUAGAGAAAUCAAAGGCCGGGGCAGCUACAAGGUCCCGCAGCAGGGGCCCGUGAUUUUUGUUGCUGCACCGCACGCUAACCAGUUCGUCGACCCUGUGAUCCUGAUGGGUGAGGUGAAGAAGUCCCUCAACAGACGUGUGUCCUUCUUGGUCGCGGAGAACUCAUUGAAGCAGCCCGCCAUCGGCUUUUUGGCCAGUUUCUUCAUGGCCAUCGGCGUGGUCAGACCCCAGGAUAAUUUAAAACCGGCAAGAGGCACUAUCCGCGUGGACCCAGAAGACUACAAGAAAGUCAUUGGCCGCGACACGCACUUCUUGACCGACUGCGCGCCAAGGGGGCUCAUUGCGCUGCCCAAAUCCAUGGGGUUCGUAGAGAUCCAGUCCAUAGAGAGUGAUACGUGUUUGACUUUGAGAAAGGAGUUCAAAAUGGCCAAGGCCGAGGUCAAGAACACUGUUCUCAACGGCACCGUCUACAAGUAUGCCGACAAGGUCGACCAAUCUUGCGUUUACCACAGAGUCUUCGAGCACUUGGCACACAACAACUGUAUCGGGAUCUUCCCCGAAGGCGGGUCUCACGAUAGAACAGACUUGUUGCCCUUGAAAGCGGGAGUGGCGAUCAUGGCUCUUGGCUGCAUGGACAAGCAUCCCGACGCCAACGUUAAGAUCGUUCCAUGCGGCAUGAACUACUUUCACCCACACAAGUUCAGAUCCAGGGCGGUUGUUGAAUUCGGCGACCCCAUUGACAUACCGAAGGAACUGGUCGCCAAGUAUCACAACCCGGAAACGAACAGGGACGCCGUGAAAGAGCUGUUGGACACCAUAUCCAAGGGUUUGCAGUCCGUCACCGUAACAUGUUCAGACUAUGAGACUUUGAUGGUCGUCCAGGCAAUAAGAAGACUGUACAUGACCCAGUUCGCCAGCAAGUUACCGCUGCCCCUGAUUGUGGAGAUGAAUCGAAGAAUGGUCAAAGGUUACGAGUUUUACAGGAACGAGCCGGAAAUUGCGGAACUAACAAAGGACAUAAUGUCGUACAAUGCCGCCCUAAGACACUAUAAUCUGCCCGACCAUCUAGUGGAGGAGGCCAAGGUGAAUUUCGCCAGGAAUCUUGGGCUUGUCUUCUUCAGAUUAAUCGGGCUUUCAAUCCUCUUCGCCCUAGCAAUGCCCGGUAUUAUUAUGUUCUCACCCGUGUUCAUCUUAGCCAAGAAGAUCUCCCAGGACAAGGCUCGCACCGCGUUAUCCAGAUCUACAGUUAAGAUAAAGGCUAACGAUGUGAUUGCCACAUGGAAAAUCUUAAUCGGGAUGGGAUUCGCCCCCUUGCUUUACAUCUUUUGGUCCGUUCUAAUCACCUACUUUCUCAGAGGGCAACCGUGGAACAAAAUCUACAUCUUUUCUGGGUCUUACAUCUCCUGUGUCAUAGUCACGUAUUCCGCCUUGAUCGUAGGCGACAUUGGUAUGGACGGCUUCAAAUCUUUAAGACCUUUAGUCUUGUCUUUAACCUCUCCAAGGGGUCUACAAAAGCUUCAGAAGGACCGUGGAAUCUUGGCAGAGAAAAUCAUCGAAGUUGUCAACAACUUUGGAAGCGAACUAUUCCCUGAUUUCGAUAGCGCCGCCCUACGUGAAGAAUUCGAUGUUCUUGACGAAGAAGAAGAAGAAGAAGACAGAAAGACCUCUGAAUUGAAACGCAGGAAAAUGUUAAAAAAGCAAAAAAUCAAAAGGCAAGAGAAAGAUUUGCCAUCCUUCAGUGACAAAAAUGACCACGAUGACAUUUAUGAACACCAUAAUCAAGAUUCAGAUGGUAUUUCGUUGGUCAAUAGCGACAACUCCCUCUCUAAUAUCCCGCUAUUCUCCACCACCUUCCACCGUAAAUCAGAGAUUUCUUUGGCUUCAACAUCCGUUGCGCCUUCCUCGUCAUCUGAAUUUGAAGCUGAAGACGAAGCCCUCGAAGAAAAAAAUGGGUUGGCUAGUAAGAUUGCACAAGCUGUGCUGAACAAGAGAAUCGACGAGGAUGCUGCAAGGGAAGAAGAAGAAGACGGAGAAGCGUAG